CAUCUUCUUUAUUCAUUCAUUGUUCACAGCAACAAUAUCCCAAGAUGGCUGCACUUUGUGUGAAAAAAAAUAUUCUAACACUUGUUGCAGUCGCAUUAAUCUUAGCAGGAUAUGUGAAGGCUCAAAAUUGUGGAUGUGCAGCAAACGAAUGCUGCAGCGAAUUUGGGUAUUGUGGCACCACCAGUGCAUACUGCGGCAAGGGGUGCAGAGAAGGCCCUUGUACUGCAUCCCCUACUACACCUUCAAGUGGUGUCUCGGUGGCUGAUAUUGUGACAGAUGCUUUCUUUAAUGGGAUAAUUAAUCAGGGCACUGGAGACUGUCCAGGGAAGAGCUUCUACACCAGGGCUGCAUUCCUUAAUGCUCUUAACUCCUAUACUCAGUUUGGCACAACUGGUACUGCUGAUGAUUCUAAGCGUGAGAUUGCUGCUUUCUUCGCCCAUGUCACGCAUGAGACUGGAUUUUUGUGCAAAAUAGAAGAGACAAAUGGUGCUUCCCAGGACUACUGUGACGAGAAUAACACACAGUAUCCAUGCAACCCAGCCAAAAAAUACUAUGGUCGUGGACCACUUCAGCUAACCUGGAAUUACAACUACGGAGCAGCUGGAAAUAGCAUCGGAUUCGACGGAUUAAACGCUCCUGAAACUGUGGCUACAGACGCCGUUGUUUCGUUUAAGACAGCCUUGUGGUUUUGGAUGACCAAUGUUCACUCGGUUAUUGGCCAAGGGUUUGGGGCAACAACUCGGGCGAUUAAUGGUGCAGUUGAAUGUGAUGGUAAAAGGCCUGAUCUUGUCCAAGCUCGUAUCAACUAUUACACUCAAUACUGUAACCAAUUCGGUGUUGCUCCUGGUGAUAAUCUCAGUUGCUAGGAUGCUUAACCUUAAUUUCUUGGAUACAAAGAAAUAAAGAAGGUCAAAUAACUUAGGUGAAAGAGAACUAUCCCUUCUUGUAUUGCCCAUAGUCUCUAUGAGCAUUUGAUGGCCUCAUAAAUAAAGGAAAUAAAGAGUAUUCUCAUUUGCUUUUA
Messenger RNA from Corylus avellana, 1021 nucleotides. Its product is annotated as endochitinase EP3. Lineage: Eukaryota; Viridiplantae; Streptophyta; Magnoliopsida; Fagales; Betulaceae. Gene Ontology annotation, molecular function: chitinase activity; chitin binding. The record is from RefSeq and is a predicted model, not a curated record. Gene Ontology annotation, biological process: carbohydrate metabolic process; cell wall macromolecule catabolic process; chitin catabolic process.